This is a messenger RNA of Carassius gibelio (silver crucian carp), 7538 nucleotides long. Its product is annotated as disintegrin and metalloproteinase domain-containing protein 10. Gene Ontology annotation, cellular component: plasma membrane; synaptic membrane. The transcript has 16 exons. NCBI's taxonomy places the organism in Eukaryota, Metazoa, Chordata, Actinopteri, Cypriniformes, Cyprinidae. Gene Ontology annotation, biological process: membrane protein ectodomain proteolysis; Notch signaling pathway. The record is from RefSeq and is a predicted model, not a curated record. Gene Ontology annotation, molecular function: metalloendopeptidase activity involved in amyloid precursor protein catabolic process. Bases 84 to 2435 code for a protein of 783 amino acids.
GACGUCAGCACGCUAAGCCCCCAAGCCCAGACCGAGGCUGUAAACAAUAAAACCCAACCCCGUCCAUCAUCCAUGCGCUAAAGAUGCAUUUAUCCGCGAUGACGGCGGUGUUGUCGGUGCUGCUGUGCCUCCUGUGCUCCCUCAGGUCCGCUCAAGGUUACUCUGGGAACCCUCUGAACAAGUACAUCCGUCACUACGAGGGUCUGUCGUACGACACAGAUCUGCUGCACAGUCAGCACACGAGAGCCAAGAGAGCGCUGUCUCUACAGGAGCGAGAGCUACAGCUGGACUUCCACGCUCACGGCAGACAUUUCAGCCUGCGAAUGAAGCGAGACACCAGGCUGUUUUCAGACGACUUUAAGCUGGAGAUGUCUGGACAGGAGCUGGACUACGACACAUCGCACAUCUACACCGGAGAAAUAUACGGUGAACAUGGCUCUCUGACGCACGGCUCGGUCGUGGAUGGGAAGUUCGAGGGCUUCAUUCAGACCCAUCGAGGGACGUAUUACAUGGAGCCGGUCGAGAGAUACCUGCAGGACAAGAACGUCCCGUUCCACUCCAUCAUCUACCACGAGGACGACAUCCAUUAUCCUCACAGAUAUGGACCAGCAGGCGGCUGCGCAGACUCGUCUGUGUUCGAGCGCAUGAAGAGAUAUCAGGCGUCUGCGCUGGAGGAACCGCUCAAGGAGACCAUCACAGAUGACCACGUCUUACUGAGGAAGAGGAGGAUGACACAGGUGGAGAAGAACACCUGCCAGCUCUUCAUCCAAACCGAUCACCUCUUCUUCAAGUACUACAAGACCAGAGAGGCCGUGAUCGCUCAGAUCUCCAGUCACGUCAAGGCCAUCGAUGCCAUCUACCAGGGCACAGACUUCAUGGGCAUUCGCAACAUCAGCUUCAUGGUCAAGAGGAUACGGAUAAACACCACGAAUGAUGAGCGCGAUCGCUCCAACCCCUUCCGCUUCGCUAACAUCGGCGUGGAGAAGUUCCUGGAGCUGAACUCGGAGCAGAAUCAUGAUGAUUACUGUCUGGCGUAUGUCUUCACUGACCGGGACUUUGACGACGGUGUGCUGGGUCUGGCCUGGGUCGGGGCUCCAGCCGGGAGCUCUGGGGGAAUCUGUGAGAAGAACAAGCUGUAUUCUGACGGGAAGAAGAAGUCUCUGAACACUGGGAUCAUCACAGUGCAGAACUACGCCUCACAUGUGCCUCCCAAAGUCUCACACAUCACCUUCGCUCACGAGGUCGGACACAACUUCGGUUCCCCGCAUGACUCCGGGUCAGAGUGCACUCCGGGCGAGUCUAAGAGCCAGGAUAAGAAGGAGCGAGGGAACUACAUCAUGUACGCUCGAGCCACUUCUGGAGACAAGCUGAACAACAACAAGUUCUCCGUCUGCAGCGUCAAGAACAUCAGCCAGGUGCUGGAGAAGAAGCGCGGCACCUGUUUCGUGGAGUCCGGACAGCCCAUCUGUGGGAACGGUCUGGUGGAGCCGGGCGAGGAGUGUGACUGUGGCUACAGUGAUCAGUGUAAAGAUGACUGCUGCUACGAUGCUAAUCAGCCAGACAACAGGAAGUGCAAACUCAAGCCCAACAAAGUCUGCAGUCCGAGUCAGGGCCCCUGCUGCAGGGCCGAGUGCUCCUACAAGGGCCGGAACGAGAAGUGUCGUGAGGAGUCGGAGUGUGCUCAUCAGGGCAUGUGUAACGGUGCCUCGGCGCAGUGCCCCACCUCAGAGCCCAAAGCUAACUUCACCGCCUGCCACGGGGACACACAGGUCUGCCUGAACGGGGGCUGCUCCGGCUCCAUCUGUGAGAAAUACGGUCUGGAGGUCUGCACCUGCGCCAGUGUGGACGGCAAAGACGAGACCGAGCUCUGCCACGUGUGCUGCAUGGAGAGAAUGAACCCCAGCACCUGCAGCAGCACAGGCUCCGAGCGUCUCGCCCGCUUCUUCAAUAAGAGGGUCACCACUCUCCAGGCCGGCUCGCCCUGCAACGACUUCAAGGGCUACUGCGACGUCUUCAUGAAGUGCCGUCUGGUGGACGCUGAUGGUCCUCUGGCGCGCCUGAAGAAGGCCAUCUUCAACCCAGAGCUAUACGAGAACAUCGCAGAGUGGAUUGUGGCUCACUGGUGGGCAGUUCUUCUGAUGGGAAUCGCUCUCAUCAUGCUGAUGGCCGGAUUCAUUAAGAUCUGCAGUGUUCACACACCCAGCAGUAACCCCAAACUGCCUCCUCCUAAACCUCUGCCAGGUACUCUGAAGAGACGACGAGCUCAGCAGCAGCAGCAGCAGCACCAGCACCAGAACCAACACCAGCACCAGAACCAGCACCAGAACCAGCACCAGCACGCUCACCAGAACCAGCGGGCCGCUCCACGCCAGGCUCAGCGUCAGCGCCAGCCCCAGUCCCGGGAGAACUACCAGAUGGGCCAGAUGAGACGCUGAUGCCUCCAGUCCAUGACGCUUCCUCAGACUGCCCUCCUCUCCGUCCGAGCAUCAGUUCUGUUUUACCCUCCAGGGCCAAGGUUUACCGGGGUAUCUGUACAUAGUGUCUCCUGUCGUCCUUCAUGAACUCCUCUCAAGACGCCUGGUUUGAUAUCAAACAUCUUUUUAUGGAUUUGUGCCGAGCUUCAGCACAGAAAAGGACUUUUAUUUUGUAAGAGCAGAAACGUUACACCUUCCCUUUUCCGCAGAUGCGCGGCUGUAUAGAGAAACGAUAUUAGCUGUAUUAUAUGCGAGAACAGAUUAUCUCUUUUACUGUCAGUAAGAGAUCUACACUUGCUUUUUUGUUGAAAAUACUCAGGACUCAAACUCACUAAUGAAGGAGGCGGUUCAGCGUCAGUCCGCCGUUUACAUUCUUCAUUCUGUGUGCGUUCGUGUUUGUUUGUAUAUAGCUACACACUUCUGUGGCAAGCCAUUUCAACAUUUAAUCCUGAAAACUUCUUCUAACCCAUUCUUAAGGUACUAGCCUCUUUAUAAAAGUACUAAUUCUCAUAAGAUACUAAGAUGUGUUCAUUAGCUGCUAGUGCUUAUUAUUUGAGAAGGGUCUGGCUGCAGACUUGCACUCUCAGACUUCUGCUUCGGCUAGCGACGUCACUUGCAGUCUUUUUUAUAUUAAUUUUUUUUCUAUUUAUUUAUAACUUUUUGUUUGAAUCUUUCAAAAUGUUACAACAGUAGCCAGGUGGUGAAGACAAGAAAAAAGAAACAAAAUUACAAUGUCACUUGCAUUCGCUACUUGCACUCUCCGCUACCUGUGACGUCACUUGCAAUCGACACAAAUCGUGCAUGUUGCCAAUGGAGACAAGACGCUGUGGCCUACUACUAUAAUGUACAGGGUCCUGCAAGAAAAAGACAAGACCGGCAAAUCCGUGGCCACAGAACAGCAGAAUAUGAACGCAAUGCACAAAGUCUUUCGUUAAGCGUUUUCCUCCUGUAGAAAAAACAAUCUCUUAAUAUGGCAUAAUGUAUUAGGAUACAUUAAGUUCAAUUAAACGACCAAAUUCGAUAUAUAGUUAUUAUUUAAUGUACUACAAGGCAAGCAGAUGGCUAUGAACACAAUGCGAACACUUAAUGUGGCCUAAUAACAGACUAAGAUGAUAAAGACGAUUCAGCAGGCAUAGCCUAUAUGUCUUGUUGUUGACUCAACGUAUAUACAGACCAGCAAAUAUGAACGUGCAUUAUGAAAUGCAUUAAGUGAUUUUAAAAGGAUCGGCUCCGUACAGGCAGGCAGACGAGUACAGAACGCAGUGUGUUAAAUUGUACAUAACGUUUUCCUCCUAUAGAAAAUCAUUAUAAAUAAAACACAUAAUCUGGCAGUGAUAUAAACGAGUUGUAGACAGUUUAUUCUAUAUGGAAAAAUUCUUAACGCGAAACUUUGCGCGUUGUGUUUAAUCUUGUCUCCAUUGGCAACAUGCACGAUUUGUGUCGAUUGCAAGUGUUAAAGGUAGCAGAGAGUGCAAGUAGCGAUUGCAAGUGACAUUGUAAUUUAGUUUCUUUUUUUCUUGUCUUCGCCACCUGGCUACUGUUAUAAAAUGUUGGGAAAUUCAAACAAAAAGUUAAAAAAAAAAAAAAAUGCUAGCGGAAGUGCAAGUGUCUGAGAGUGCAAGUCUGACAGUGCAAGUCUGCAGCCAGACCCUCUUGUAUUAUUUAGGUACUAGUAACUUUUCAAAGGGGUCAUAUGAUGCUGCUAAAAAGAACAUUAUUGUGUGUAUUUGGUGUGAAAAGAAUCUGGUAUGAAAUGUUUGUGGUUUAAAAAAUGCGUAUCUUCUGAAAUGCUGUCUUUCUGAAAUGCAUUGAUUUUUUUACAAAGCUUGUCAUCCUGAAGAGCGAGGUGUGCUCUGAUUGGCCAGCUGUUCAGUGCGUUGCGAUUGGCUGAUUGCCUCAAGCGUGUGAUGGAAGUGUUACGCCCCUCACUGCUGUGUGUCCAGGAGCACAGAGACAAAACAUGAAAACCCAUUGCAAACGAGCCGUUUGUUGCAUCUAGUGGGGACAUAAUUACUGAUUAUAAUGACUUAUACUGUGUUUUUACGCAUUGCAUCAGGUCGUGUAAACCCAAAACCUUUUGUGAUGGGAGAAACGACAAACAACAAGCUCUACUCUACCCCAGCGGCUCUCAGCCCCAGUCCUCACGCCCCGAGCUAGGCAUAUUCUGCAUGUCUCUCUGUGAACACACCUGAUUCAUUUCAUCAGCUCGUUAGAAGUGAGCUCCGUUCAUCAACUGUGUUCUCAUUGACAUGCUCCCUACACAGUGUUCAUUGCUCCCUACUCCCUGAGCAGGGGAAUCUGUUGAAGUUUACCUCACUUCCGAACAUUCAUUCAUGGAUUUGCACUGCACAACGUCUUCACACAUGGACAAGUGUGACAUCACAUACCUCUAAAUAAAGACAAAUUAACUUCAUGUCUCACAUAGUUCAGUGCACUUUAAAUAGAACAUAUACGUUCACUUUGAACUGGAAUCAAGGGGGAAUAUCCUGUGACGUCCACUUCACAGGGCACUUAGAUCAGAUGUCAGAAGCGAUGAGAAACAUCCUAAUCUGCAGAGCAUGGGGCGCGAGGACUGGAAUCAAGAACCACUGAUCUAAACUUGAUCAUCAGUGUCAAAUCCUUUACUUCUUUAAAGGUACUUACAGGCUGAGAGUCAGAACAUUGUUGUCUUCUCUCUCAGGAUCAGGAAACAGUCCUCAUAAAAUGUGCUGCACACAUCUGAAUAUUAGGGUUGGACUGUUCUAGAACAGUGUUGUAAACACAACUGAACCACUGAUUUCUAGCUGUGUCCUCUUUUGAAAGACCAAACAAUGUAGCUUCGCUUUCUCAAAGAAAAACACUGAUUCUCCACGACGUGACGGCGGCAGACAGAAUCAGAGUUACACCACCUUUCAUAGCGUGAACAUUUGGGCAAAUCUUCCCACAAUGUGACGUAGACAUGGGGCGUGUUUAAGUGAGGCAGUUUAGGAGGCAUGGAUUAGUCUCUUUGGGUUAGAGACUUUAGUCUUUGCUACUUUAGGGAUCUUAUCUAUUCACGAACACUUCAAAGAGAAAGGAAAACUUAAAAUUGCAUCAUAUGACUCCUUUAAGGAUAAUAGUAGAUAUUUCAGUGGUGAUUAGUAACUAUUAUGUUUCUAGGAACAAAUUUCAGAUUGCCAGUUCUGUGGGGAUCUAUCAUUCAGAUAUUAGCUUCAUCUCUGAUUAGUAUGCAUUCGUAAUGUGACUAAUGUUUUUAAACGGGUACGAUUCAUUACGCAAAAAAAAAAUCUAAUGACGCCGCUGUCCACGAGUACUGUUCAAAACAAGCAACAGAAAAACAUGAAGAGUUCAACCAAUCAGAACAUUUUUUUUUUGUUUUGCCAUUAAAUAAUUUCUGUAUUUUAUUUCUCUCUUAGUAGCCUAUAGUUUAUAGUUCUGACAGAAAGUAAAGGCGGACAGAGACGCGGUGUUUAAUGUGUUUGAGAUCGGCUGUUUCCCUUAACGCAUAACUUGCGUUGCACAGGUAUAUUCCCCAUCUGUAAAUGUAAAAAAAAACAUGACAAUAUUUGUAUUUUCUGUCAGAAGUGCAUGAGUUUUUGCUUCAGCAGUUCUCCGCUAAUCUCCAGAGACUUCUUCAGAACGAGCGCUGAAAUAGGAGCACAAUAACUCUGACUAAACAUUUUGCUGAAAUAUUCGUAGAUGGACAAUUAAUGUGUAUUUGUGUGAUAGCUCUAACUGUAAAAUGUAAUGGCUUAAUCAAAAUAGCCUUUUUACUAAAUUAGUCUGUGCUUUUUAUUAUUUUCCUUUUUAGUUUAGUAACUUUAACUUCUGCUUUAAAAAUAUGUCUGUUUUGUUUUUAGAUUGCAUUGUUGCACUGUAAUGUGAUUUUAACAUAUUUGCCUACAUUACAUUCACUUUGUUUAAUCCAAAUACAACACACAGAGAUAUAGGCUGCCAUAUAGCGCAAAUCAGCCAAAAACAAAACAGAGAUAUUGAUUUUUGCUCGUAUCAUCCAGCCCUAUGCAGAAGUGUCCUGGAGUUUUAAUUAAAGUGUACCAGAGGGUUUUUUUCUUAAAUAGCAUAAAAAAAUAAAAUAAAUAAAUAGCAAAGAAUAACUAAACAAUUAUGGUAAGCAGAAAAAUAAAUAAACCCUAAAACAGCCCCCCCCCCCAGGUCUGUAAUUGUUACUAGUUACUGUUCUUACCUUAAUAGAAGACCAGUAAAAUGAACAAGGUACCUUUAGUCCGAAUGCUCACUGUAGAGCAUGAUUAAAUAUCUUACUAGUACAAUAAAAAAUCUUGCCAGUGGCAUUUGAAAUAUGUAUUAGUAACUAGGUACUACUAUCUAUUAAAGAGGUAAAGAUGUGCACUAGUGAAAGAGUGCUAGCAGUGUGUGUGUAGAUACUAGCAUGUUGUAGGGAUUCAAUGUUGAAGAGGCUUGCCAUACACUCACAUUCACCAACACUGAGGAACGUGUGCAUGAAGAGCAGCCCAGACCUGAGUUUAAUGUGUUUAACCGUACGAUCAUGAAGAAACCUGCACUCACUGAGCAUCCUGGGAAAGAGGAGGAUUCUCACGGUCACAUUAACACGUUUAGUUUACAGACUCUGACAGAAACGCACCUUCAUCAUCUUCUUCAUCAUCGUGGAGACGGACUGGUCUCUCGUGAACUCUGUACAGUAACUGGAGGAUUUCUGUUGGUUUUGAUACUGUUCUUUUGUUUCAGCGUUUGUGAGUCAGGGCCGACCGAGAGGAACAAACCGGCUCGGCGCUCUGGAUUAAAGAAGAUUUGCCUGUAUAUUACUUUUUUUUUAUUUUUACGUAGUCUUGGUGAAAUUUCAUAGAAGAAAAGUGCACUGAAAAAAUGUUGUAGGUGAAAAUAGGCCGAACAUUAAAAUUGAGAAAUGAAUGAAAAACCAGAACAAAAAAAGAAAACUGCUGUUGGUUAAUGUUCACUGUGUUUUAUACAGUACCUAAAUUUUUGUUCACUUUGAACAUUUUUACGUAACAUUUCAGAACGUAUUGUCUAAAGAGAUGUAAUUUUUUUGGAGUUCUUGAACUGCAUUAAUAAACAGACUGGGUUGAA